Molecule: messenger RNA, 2160 nt
Organism: Neurospora hispaniola
Lineage: Eukaryota; Fungi; Ascomycota; Sordariomycetes; Sordariales; Sordariaceae
Product: concanavalin A-like lectin/glucanase
Exons: 2
Coding region: 490-1830 (446 amino acids)
Biological process (GO): endoplasmic reticulum to Golgi vesicle-mediated transport
Cellular component (GO): Golgi membrane; endoplasmic reticulum-Golgi intermediate compartment; COPII-coated ER to Golgi transport vesicle
Molecular function (GO): D-mannose binding
Source: RefSeq, a predicted model, not a curated record
GGAGGUCGCGCGAGUAAUAGACCCCUAGAGUCUUUUCUGUACAUUCCCUUUUGCUCUCGACUCUCUCAAUCUCAAGCACCCGUCAUCAUCUCGUCUACACCUUUGUUGAAUCUCUUCUGGAAUUCGCUUGCCGCUUGCCGUCCUAUCCUUCUGUACUAACACUAAGUACCCGACCUGUCGACGUACGGGUAUCCACACUUCACACACCUUGUUGACCUCUCCUUAGUCUUGGCCGGGCGGCUUCACCGAGCACCUAACUCCUGCAAAAGUGUAAAGUGUCCUCAACCAACAGAAAGCGGCUCUUCACUCUUUUCCUGUGACUUUUGCAAAUAAGGUGACAGCCGAUAUCAAAAGGCUUAUCAAUUUCUUUUCGUUCGGAAUUAGGUGGCCUUCAGUUCGGACUGAGCAUAUCGCACCAACAGCUCUUCGGCCAGCCACCAAGGUUCGCACGACGACUGUCGAUAUCACCGUCACACUACAGUUUGCACGAUGCGCUUGUUGGUGGGCAUUGUCGCCCUCGGCAGCGUCGCCGAGGCUGCCCAGUACCUUGUCAGUGACCUCAGUUUCGGGUUUGGCGCGAGGAUAAACCCCGAUGGCCGUAACACCAUUCCAUAUUACUCUAUGCAGGGCAAUCCCAAUGUGCCCGAAUUGCUCUCCAACAAGGUCAUCUUGACCCCUCCCGCCCCCGGUAACCAGCGCGGUGCUGUCUGGGCCGACAAGCCUCUUGAGCACAGAGCCUGGACGACAGACAUCGACUUCCGCGCCAAUGGCCCUGAGCGAGGCAGCGGCCUUCUCAACAUCUGGCUUGCCAAGGAUGGCGCCCGCAACAUCGGUUCGCAAAGCAUCUACACGGUCGGCAAGUUUGAGGGUUUGGUGCUUGUUGUCAACCAGCACGGCGGAUCGGCAGGCAUGAUCAGGGGCUUCCUGAACGAUGGAACUCUCGACUACAGCAAGCGCGACAACGUCGACAACCUCGCCUUCGGCCACUGCUGGUUUGCCUACCGCAACUUGGGCCGUCCUUCGCAAAUCAAGCUGCGCCACAACUCGCAGAAUUUCAAGGUCGAAGUCGACGGCCGCCUGUGCUUCGAGAGCGACAAGAUUCACAUUCCCACCGGCUACAACUUUGGUCUUUCUGCCGCCUCCGCCGAGAACCCCGACUCGUUCGAGGUCUUCAAGGUUGUCGUUUUGUCUGAGGACGACAUUGGUGCCGUUCCCAACCAGCAACAGCAACAGCAGCAGCAGCAGCAGCAGCAGCAGCAGCAGCAGCAGCAGCAGUCAGGCGAGAACCAGAAGCCCCUUGGCGGCACGACCCACGGCCGGUCGGGCCAGGCGGCCAUCCAGGACCCGUACGACAACGCAAUCCCGGACGCCGAGGCCAACAGUAUCACGUCGUCCAAGGCGCAGUUCGAGGACUUGCACACGCGCAUCCAGUCCCUCAACCACCACCUCUCGUCCAUCUUCCGGUCCGUGGCCCAGUACGGCGGCAUCGCCGACCAGAACCAUCAGGAGGUCUCGGUCAUGCUGGGCGAGAUGAAGGGGCUCCUGACCAAGCUCGACCGUUUCGCAUCCGUCGAGAACAAGCUCGAAAACUUGGAGCGCGAGGUGCGCAGCAUGCGCUCCGAACUGACGGCCCGCCUCAAGGAGAGCGAGCAUAGCAUCAAGUACCAUGUUACCGAUAAGCACGAGGAUUUGGCAGGUCAUGUGGUCAAGCACGCGGCGCCGGGCCACACAAAGUUAUAUUUGGCGAUCGUAGGCAGUCAGGUGGUGUUGGCCGCGGCGUACUUUCUUUAUAAGAGGAGGAAGGCUGGUGGCCCUAAGAAGUACUUGUGAGGGGAACAAGUCUGACAAGGAUCAGCCGGGAGAGCGAAGUGGAAGGUGUAGGAAGGUGGAAGUAGGAGAAGUGUCCAGGGGUCUGGCCCUCGUUGUUGUAAAUAAUAAAUGGGCCUAACUACCCCUCGAAUUUCGUUGGAUUUGGCUUUUUUUGCAUGGCGUUGUUACUGCGUUUAGGUUUUGUGUUGUGGGUUGAGUGUAGAUUCUCAUAGCGUUGAAUAUUGCGGACAUCUCGAAAUCUUCCAUUAUGCGUUGCAUUUAUUUGUCAAGUGUCUCAAAAUAGGAUAGGUACCGAUGCAAUUACUCGUCAGUAAAAUUUGCUGUAAUCAG